Molecule: messenger RNA, 1598 nt
Organism: Bombyx mandarina (wild silkworm)
Lineage: Eukaryota; Metazoa; Arthropoda; Insecta; Lepidoptera; Bombycidae
Cellular component (GO): cytoplasm
Molecular function (GO): glycosyltransferase activity
Source: RefSeq, a predicted model, not a curated record
GUUCCGCAGCCGCUAGUCUGGGGGAAGGCGUCGUGUUGUGACGCGGGCCUUCGUCACAGCUAGUGGUAUGGCGCUUCGGUCCCAGGCUGUGAUGACUCAGUAGUCAGUAGCGUGGCGCGCGUGUUAGCGGCCGCUUUUCGUCCAGUGCCCAUGUGAUAUUAAUGUCGGCACGAUGAAGUGGAGAGCGCGCGCGAUAUCUGCUCGCGCCAAAGAACGCGCCAAUAUCAGUUUCUUCAUCUUCAUCAUGUUCUUUGCGGUGUUCGGUGUCAUAGUGCUUACUGAAUUGUUACUCCUGGAGCGACCCAACGAACCCGCUCGGGCUCGCUACAAUGAAGACAUGCAGACCUGGCAAGGUCGAACGGAAACGGGGUCAGAGGGCGGCGAGCCACUACCGCCAGCGAACAUACCCAUUGAUGCAGUUUGGCAACCAGUCGCCGGUACUAGAUUUCGGUUUUACGUUUAUUCGGCUUACGUGGAACGUCGGACGGUGGCCGCGGUGCGAAUAAUCGCAGCGACAAAAACGCGCGGAGCCGACCCCGUCAUCUGCCGCUUGUGGCUCCCCGACAACCGCACGCUGACGCUCAAGGCCCGCGUCAAGGCUAUAAGAGAAAAUUGGAAUUUAAAAUACAGCGCAACGUACGUUCUGUGUUUGCUGAAAGAUUCCGGCGUGAAGCCACAAGAGACAGUCGGCGGAUCUAUAUCAGUCAUCGCCAGUGCUUCACCGAAUCGACCGCCAACUAACCUGCUCACGAUCCUCGACACAGAACCACAAACUGGAAUUGAGGAAACACUGCACAUCUGCGUGAAGCCGUUCCAUUAUUCGUACGCGCGGGACGAAUGGCUUGUCGAAUGGUUCGAAUUCAAUCGUUUGCUGGGGGCCAGUCACUUUUACAUGUACAACGAGUCCCUGAGCGCUCCGGUCGGGUGUCUGCUCGACUACUACAGGAAACAGGGCCUUAUCACUCUGUUGCCUUGGAAACUGCCGAUUGUAUCCAAAGCUGAAAUUCGGACGGAAGGUCAGUUCGCGGCGUUCAACGACUGCCUGUACCGGUCGAUGUCGUCAGCGGGAUGGCUGCUCGUCAUAGACGUGGACGAGGUCGUGUUGCCGCACCGCGAGCGCACGCUCCUGGCGCUGCUGACGUCACUCCGAGCCUCUUAUAAUCCACCAUCGAAGGCACCAUCCGCCUUUCUGUUCCGGAAUGCAUUCUUCUAUUUGCGCUGGGAGGACGACAAGGAGGCGACGGCGCCGCUGACGACGGCACGCAAGACGCGCCGCUGGGCGACGCCGCACGCGCUGAAGAACCGCAGCAAGUACGCGCUCCGGCCGCGCGACGCCGUCGAGCUCGGGAACCACUUCCUGUGGGAGCUCGCGCCAGGGGCUAGCUCCGUCGGCGUGCCCACCGACAGGGCCUUGCUCCACCACUAUAGGAUCGCAUGCGAAUUCGGCGGCAUGAACUGUCUGACGGUCCCGUCCACCGUGGAUCGAACCGCGCACCGGUGGACCGACGAGCUCCAACAGAGGAUAAACACCGAGAGGAAAAGCUUAACCAUCGCCUGCCCUACGUAAAUACACAAAGAAACGUUUAAAAAAAAAAAAA